Python bivittatus (Burmese python) is the source of this 2067-nucleotide messenger RNA. NCBI's taxonomy places the organism in Eukaryota, Metazoa, Chordata, Lepidosauria, Squamata, Pythonidae. The record is from RefSeq and is a predicted model, not a curated record.
AUAGCAGUUUUUAGAGCUGAAAAUGAUUCUGAAGUGGGUUUUGCCUUACUGGAACUACUUAUACUCUCUGCCCAUUUUGGUCCUGUUUAACUGUUAUCCUCUCCAAGCUAAUGCAGAUAAUACCAAUCAAAUAUAUUAUACAGCUCUCAUAAAUGUAACUGUGUUGAAUCCUGAUCGUUCAACAUCUGCUUCAAUAACACUUGAGCGUGGACGCUAUGGACAAACUUCUCCCAAAAUAGGUGUCAAAGGCCUGCUUCUGGCACCUUUGCCAAUCAAUGGAGUUCCAGAUCGUUUAGGAUGUGAUCCACGAACACGGUUUCAAGUUCCUCCAAACACAAAACAGUGGAUUGCUCUGUUGCAGCGAGGAAAUUGUACAUUUAAACAAAAAAUUCUGCGGGCAGCUUCACAUAAUGCUUCAGCUGUGGUAAUUUACAACAAUGUAUCUGGCGAAGAGCCUGUUACUAUGACUCAUCAAGGAACUGGAGACAUUGUUACAGUCAUGAUCACCGAAAUGAAGGUUAAAGAAAUCCUGAAUUAUUUAGAAAAAAAUAUGUCCGUCCUAAUUGCAAUAGCCGUGGGAACACGUUAUCCAAGCAAAAAUGUUAAUCGAAGUUCUCUUGUCUUUGUAUCCGUAUCAUUUAUAGUUUUGAUGAUAAUUUCUUCAGCAUGGCUAAUAUUUUAUUUCAUUCAGAAGAUCAGAUAUACCAGUGCACGUGAUCGAAACCAGAAUGCAAGAAAAACUGUUGUCGGGGUUUUGAUGAAGAAAAUGAUUACUUCAGACUGAUUUUGUAUGGAUGUUGUAAGCCGUGUUGUAAUUUUAGUGAUGAGGAGCCACAGAAAACCAAGGAGAUACACAGGAAGAAUGUGAAAGGCUGAAUAGACUUCUUUAGCUCCCAGCAAAGGAUGCGGAGAGGGUAAGUAAGUAACUGUCUUUAUGUAUUAUUCUGUAAAUCCUGGUGGCUCAGAUAGCACAGUAACAGGUUGUUUUAUAUUUUGCAGUUUCUGAAUUAACGCGUAGGAGGCGAUCGGUUAAAAGCACACCACUUUUACAUACCAGUGGUAACAGCAACAGUGACAAAUCUUCUGGAGAUUUUUCUGAUCUAGAAUAUAGCAGCAAUGCUGUAAUAUCAGAGAGGCUGAGCUACUUGCACAGCGAGUUAAAGAGCAGCAGCUUAAGUGAAGAUUCGCUUGUGACUGUGGGCAUGGCUUGUGGGGUACAGAAUGUCAUCCAGAAAGGGCAACUUACUGUAAAAUAGCAUGUUGUGAGUCUUUAUUUUUUUAUGAUGAUGAUAGUGAUGAUGAGGGGUAUAUGUCCUAGGCAUGCCCUCUGAACUCUGAAUUACCAAUAAAACCAUGUGUGAAAGGAAAAUGUGUGAUCGUUUGUCAGUGGUGUUUCAGUAAAAUGGAGUAUGAAAACAUUCUAAGGAAUGUUUAUUAUAUACCUGGCUGUGUGGGGAGUUAUGGCAUUGUGAACACCCUUUUUCAGGAGGGAAGGAAAUGCGAUAAAAACUAACCCUGAAGCAGGUCAAGACAUGACUUUCAGGACAAAAUGCUUAUACCCUACAUAAGCCUGCAAGAAUUAAUUUUCCCAGAAAUAAAACAGUGGUGUCUGGUUUAGAUCAGCAACAGCAGGCUGAUCUCAUAGAUGUCUCCAAAUUUUCUAAGGAAAACCACGGGAAAAAGUUUAUCUUAACAGUUACUGUUGUGUUAUCUAAAUAUGCCUGGGCCUCCCCUAUAUCUGAUAAGUUGUGGUGUGAAGUGGCUGCAGCCUUCCAGAACAUCUUCAGUGCAGGAUGUGCACUGUGAAAGAUACAGACAGAUGCCAGUAAAGAGUCCUUAAAUAUUCCUCUGAAGAACUUUUUGCAUGUUAUGGCAUUCAUCACUUUGUCGCCCAUAGCAAGACUAAAGCAGCCAUUAUAGAGAGGUUUAACCAUACCCUGAAAAAUAAACUCUGGAGGUACUUUACAGUUAGAAACACCCAUCGGUACAUAGACAUUUUACCUGGUAUUCUUCAAGGGUACAAUAGCACCUUCUAUCAUAGGAUCCAGACCACACCUAAUACCGUAA